UGUCUCGACUCCCACGCCCAAAGAAGACUGCUUCCAUCCCUAGGCCGUUACAAGCUGCCAACCUCUAUCUUGACCUCGCCUUCCACAUCAUCUCAACGACCGCCUUUAUUUCAUCGCUCAUUCUCUCACUUCUUCAUCUCCCCCAGCCUCACUACGCAAAAUAGCAAUGAUUCCUUUCCAGCCUCUGUCCUAGUCAUAACUUUGUCCGCCACCCCCCCGCGCACCAUGUCGGCCGAGCCAACUCUCGGUCUGGACUCAUCGGCUGGCCGUGACUUCGACAAUUGGCUUGACUGGAAUGGUUCCUUGAGCGCCUCUGAUGGCAAGGUCGCGUCAUUGGAACCAAACAAUAUAGAGCCAAGCAGCCUGCUCCAUCUCCCCAUUUCACCAUCCUCCACGACAAACGGCGACGCCCUCAAUUCCGCCGCCAAAUCCAGCUUCCUCACCGCUCCUCCUGCAGACAUCCUCACGCCUCAACACAGCUCGGGAUCUCCAGAUUCACGUUUCAGUUUCGACCUCAGACUCAGCGGCGAUACUCUACGCGAUCAGCCCUCCCCAAACGAACGGCCAAUGCUCAAGCGAAAAUUGUCCCCUACGGACAUUCCCACUGCCAAUUACCAGCCUGAUGUUCCCGUACCUGCCGCAAAGAAACGGCCCCACAAUGUCAUUGAGAAGAAAUAUAGAGCCAAUUUAAAUGCCAAAAUCGCAGAGUUGCGAGACAGCGUGCCCAGUCUCCGUGUUACGAAGAAGUCUACCGGCAAGGACGGGGAGAAUGUGGACAGCGACGACGAAGACUUGGAUGGCCUGGCUCCCAGUAACAAGCUCAACAAGGCUUCUGUUCUCACCAAAGCGGUCGAGUACAUUCGGCAUCUCGAGUUUCGCACAAAGCGGUUGGAGGAUGAGAACAAAUCCUUAAAGGAGCGUUUGGAAACGCUUGACAAGGUCAUUGCUCGUGGAGGCCAUGAUGCUCAGAGAGCUGUGGCCUUCACAAGCGACACAAUCAUCGAGGAGCGACCGGAAUCCGGACCCGCUACAACCGAGUGUGCAACAUCGAGCGACAGUCCCGCGCCCUCCAACCCUCCUCAAGGAUUGGUUCCGCUGCCAGAUGCCUGGCGCCGUAUGCGGCAGAAUCAAUCUCAGGAGCAUUAUGGACAUAUCUACCAGACCCCGGCGGAAAGAUCUCGCUUCAAGGGCAAAUGGCCUACGCGGAUUAUGCUUGGCUCCAUUGCCGGACUGAUGAUUAUGGAUGGAUUGAAUGAGCCUGACAAUGGUAAUGAAUCACGAGAGAAAGGGCUUUUUGGAAUUCCUUUGGAACUCCUCGACGGCUGGCAGUUUCUACGCUCGCCUCACGUUUAUCUGGCCGCCUUCACAAAUUUUUGUCGCACCGGUGGGGUGAUACCAUUAAUGAAGGGAUUUGUGGCUCUGACCUUCCUUGCAUUUGUGGUCUUUUCAUACCUCUUCAACUCCAAGCCUUCACCCAAAGAUGAUCUCGAAGAAAUGGGCACCGACUCGGCGCAAAUCCCCGCUCCAGCCUCCCCCAUCCAGGUUCGGCGGAGGGCGUGGAGUACCAGCAUGCAAGCUUUGAACCUCCCUCACCACAGCUUUUUCCCCGAGUGGCUAGCCAUCACCUCGGAGUGGCUCAAGUACAGCUUUGGCUACGUUUUCGGGCCUCGGGCUUAUGCCUGGCUGACAGGACGCACCGCAGAUGAUGACGCGGCCCGGAUCAAGGCGUGGGACAUUGCCAUUGACGCUCAAUUGGCUGGCGGAGACAUCGAAGUCAGUCGAAGCCGCGUUGUCUUGACCAUCUUUGGCUCUGGGACAUUGCCCUACACGCCCCUAAGAUUGAUGCUCAAGGCGUUGCACGUCCGGGUAUUAUUGUGGAGCGUGGGCUCACUCGGCACCGCAACUUCCAGGGUGGCUAACCAUGUUGGGAAGCUCUUUGCAAGGAGACAAUGGCGCAGGGCCAAGUCCACCCAAGAUGACCUCGCGGCACGGGACCCUGAUCGACUGCCGCGAUACCUCUCUGAGUUGUUGAACACUCCGUGUGACGAUGUCCUCAUCGACACGGUGUGCCAGAGAGCAUAUAAUCUGAUGUACGAUCGCCCGACGCAGGAGCAUUCUUCGAAUUCGCUCCUGGAUGUCGUUGUGGAGGAUCAUGCGGUUCGAUCACCGCUUGACGCGAUUGCUGCAUGGCGGUCCACUCAUUCUCUGACACAGGCGCUGCAACUGUCCUUGAGGUCUCCCGAGUCCACAGUGACUUUGCAGGGGCAUCUUGACUAUGCUUUGAAAGUCGCACCACCCGGAUCAGCGGCAGAGACCCGUGCGCUCGCGGCUAGCGCAGUGUUCUGCACUUCCGAGCGACUGGUGCUCCUUAAACGUGUCUCCAAUGCCGUCAAGACACUGUUUUGCCCAGGCACAUCAUUCAGUGAGCAUGCCCGACCCCCGUAUUUUAUCGAUUCGUCAACGCCAAUGUCGGCACGAGCAGACAUUGUGAAUUGUCUCCAUUGUGCAGAAACUCUCAAUGUCUUGGAACACGAGGGCGCAACCAAAGCUGCAGCCUUUUACGUCUCGCAACCUGUGGACGUCUCCACCGCGAACUUGCUUACUCGAUCUGUGACCAAGCACCUCCUUCGACAGCUCUCGAUCCAUGGAAUGCCAGUAGCCGCAGGCGGAGACGAGGUUCGGAACAUGCCAUAUGGGAACAGUUUCGAUACUGACGUAUUGGACCAAAGCAAUCCAAAAGUACCGAGACGAACGAGUGUGAUCAGUAAUGAUACAGGAUACGAAAGUCUGGACGAGUCCAUCUCCUCUUGGGGGUUUGAGGGUGACGUCGAUGCCAACGAGACAACAGCUCUGCAGAUAGAUGCUCAGAUGCUGGUGUAAUUUACUGGAUGAUUUUUGGUGUUUUGGCGUUGAUAGAAUUCCAUGUGGGUACUAGGUAUGCAUCUGCAUCUAGACAGGACACCUAGCGCACUUCGUUAUGAAGUAAUAAAGAGUGAACAUGAACGAUACUUGUA
Exophiala mesophila is the source of this 3014-nucleotide messenger RNA. RefSeq lists its product as uncharacterized. The transcript has a single exon. Gene Ontology annotation, molecular function: protein dimerization activity. The record is from RefSeq and is a predicted model, not a curated record. Gene Ontology annotation, biological process: positive regulation of transcription by RNA polymerase II; SREBP signaling pathway. NCBI's taxonomy places the organism in Eukaryota, Fungi, Ascomycota, Eurotiomycetes, Chaetothyriales, Herpotrichiellaceae. Bases 226 to 2880 code for a protein of 884 amino acids.